Molecule: messenger RNA, 618 nt
Organism: Rhodotorula toruloides NP11
Lineage: Eukaryota; Fungi; Basidiomycota; Microbotryomycetes; Sporidiobolales; Sporidiobolaceae
Product: 60S ribosomal protein l7 l12
Exons: 5
Coding region: 1-618 (205 amino acids)
Biological process (GO): translation
Cellular component (GO): ribosome
Molecular function (GO): structural constituent of ribosome
Source: RefSeq, a predicted model, not a curated record
AUGGCUUGUUCGAGGAGGGAGACGAGAGAGCGACCUCACCUGGCCCGCUUCACCCGCUCAACCAUGGCAUCCCUCAUCUCGCUCGCCUCGCGCUCCGUUCGCCCCGCACGCCGAGUCGUCCCCUCCGCCGUCCGAGCACUCUCGUCCUCGCCCGUCCACCGCGCCCAGCCCACAGCCGAAGCAUCGUCGUCUGCAGCACCAGCACCCCCACUGAGCCCCAAAAUCGGCCAGAUCGUCGACCAGAUCGCUGGACUCACCCUCCUCGAGGCAGCAGACCUCGUCGAUGCCCUCAAGUCCCGGCUGAACAUUGUCGACAUCGCUCUCCCCGCCGCCGCACCCGCCGCUGCUCCCGCCGCUGCCGCCGAUGCGCCCGCGCCCGAAGCCGCCGCACCAAAGGAGAAGACUGUCUUCAACGUCCAGUUGACCAAGAUCGAUGCGGCGCAGAAGGCAAAGGCGAUCAGGGAGGUCAAGGCGAUCAUGCCCGGGAUGAACUUGGUCGAGGCAAAGAAGUUCGUCGAGUCGCUCCCCAAGACUCUGAAGGAAGGCGCGAACAAGGAGGAGGCCGAGAAGCUCCAGGCGCUCUUCAAGGGCAUCGGCGCAGAGGUCGCUCUCGAGUAG